Molecule: messenger RNA, 3294 nt
Organism: Ruditapes philippinarum (Manila clam)
Lineage: Eukaryota; Metazoa; Mollusca; Bivalvia; Venerida; Veneridae
Product: probable serine/threonine-protein kinase yakA
Exons: 13
Coding region: 120-2270 (716 amino acids)
Biological process (GO): protein phosphorylation; intracellular signal transduction
Cellular component (GO): cytoplasm; nucleus
Molecular function (GO): protein serine/threonine kinase activity; ATP binding
Source: RefSeq, a predicted model, not a curated record
AACGAACAGGCCGGAUAAUUUUUUAGAAGAAAAAAGAGAUAACAAUAUAUAUUGGAAAAAUACUUUUGCUGGAAUAGAUGCUUUCAUAUAAAUAAUUGGAGAAAUAUAAAAUACUAAAAAUGAAUAAGUUUAAAGUGUUGGACCCGAAGCCGAUCGACGAGGGACCAUCUUUCAGGACUCUUCUUGCCAAGAAUCUGAAAAGGGACGAAAAAGUAGCAAUGAAAAUUUUGAAGAAGAAUUACUACUCAUUGGAAGAAUGCAAAAGACAUAAAGAAGUCCAGGUAACUCAGGCACUGGACCACAAAAAUGUGCAGAAGAUGAUGGAACUUAUGAAUGACUCAAAUGAACUGAUAAUGGUAUUGGAAUAUGUCCCAGACAAUGUCAAAGGAGUUAUGAAAAAGAAGGGAGGGCCGUUCACGGAAAUGGAGACAAAAACAGUCAUGCUUCAGGUGUUCCUAGGUCUGUCGCAUUUACAUGAGAUGGGGUUUAUACACAGGAACCUGCGCCCAGAAGUGAUACUCUGUGAUAAGGAAUUGACCACCGUGAAAAUAUCUGACUUUUCAAUGACAAAGUCAGAUCAAGAUCAGCUUGGAGAAUAUGACGUUAUUCCAGUCUGGCAUCAGUCUCCGGAAGUGUUGCUUAGAGCAUCGACUUACACGAACAAGAUAGACUGUUGGGCAGCCGGUUGUAUAAUGGCAGAGCUUCUGUUAGGGGAAACUUUGAUGCCGGGAACUUCCAACAGUGACCAGAUGAAGCUGAUAUGCGAGCUCAUUGGAAUCUUUUCACCGCGUCACUGGACUGAAGGCGCUAAACUCCGACGUCUUCUACAAUAUCGUCUCCCUGAUGUACAAGGUAAAGGACUUAGUGGAGCUGGUCUCCAGGCAGGUAGUGAUGCAAAGGGUCUUAUCAUGAACUGUCUCGAAUGGAAUCCAGACAUAAGAACUUCAGCUAAAGAGGCGAUUCGACAUGAGUUUUUCAAGUCAGACGGAGAGUUCAAAAACACAAAUGAAUAUCAAGAAACUAUGAAGGGUAUAGGACUAGAACUAUCUAGCUGGAAAAAGAAGUGGGAAUCGGAUCUAAGCAAGGGCCCUUCAAUGGAGUUGGAUAACAUUCUGGACAAACUCUACCAAAAACCCCAGCACAAGGACAGAAACAGCAACAGGCAAAAGUUUACAGGGUUUGAGACAUCUAAUCCGCUAAUUGGAUUUAGCACUCCUCGUGAUAAAAAGUUUCAGCAAAUGCAGCAGCAACAACAGCAGCAGCAGCAUCAGCAACAAUACUCACAACAACAAUAUCCACAACAACAGCAACAACAGCAACGACAACUACACCAACAUCAACAACAAGAGCAUGGUAAUGGUUACGAUCAAACCAGAGAUGACCCAUUUCAGUUUCAACAAUCGAAUGGUAUCAGUCAUCAAGCACGGACAUACCCACUUGACACACAAUAUCCUGACAAGGCUGCUGAGAAGUCUCAGUUCGAGGAAAAUUUCUCCCCCAGAGAGGAAAAACAAUCUAGACAGAGCAUAUCUGGCGAGGAUCCCUACGUUGCACAGGAUGCACAAAUGUCUUCGCGGCAAUAUCAAGAUCCAAUUUUUUCCACAGAUGGUCAUAUGUCCCCUCCCCGACAACGACGCAACAAUGAAUCUCCUAGACGCAAACAAAAAGACCAGAUAGGCUUGCUUGGUGGCGAUCUUGAUGAUGCUCAAAUAGAACGUGAGCAGAGGGAAAAGAGGAGAAGAGCGGAACAUCUCAAAAACACGAACAGUGUGAAGUACAAUACUAUUUACGGAAAAGGGAUAUUUGGUGAUGUAGAUCAACCAAAAUUUGGAGGUACCCCUACACGUUCAAGGCGAGCGAAUAAUGAUGCUGGGAAGUCUGAUGAUCAGAAACAACCGAUAAGGACAAGACAACAGAACGAUGACGGACUCAAUAUGACGAAUGGAUUCGGUCCAACUUCAGACAAUACCCAAAUGAAUGCUAGAAACCAACCGCGUCUUAAAAGAAUGGACACUUUUGAAAGGAUUGCAGCCAUUGAUCAUACAAAGAGAUCUGAGCAAUUGAGACAACAGAACCCAGUCAAACAGAGGGACAAAUACGGCGAUCCAUUCAUGAGCCAAUUGCUUGGACAGAAAAUGCCACCGAAACAGCCGCCCCAAACUUCACAAUCACAAUCAAACUUUGGAGGUUAUGGCGAUAAUGGAGAAUUUGGAGGAAGUGGAAAGUACACACCAAGCUGGUCAGCUGACAAGCAAAUGAGGACUCAUUAAAUUUAUUACCAGUACAUUUUGUACAAAACUUAUAUUUAAAUACUGAUCCACCUAGUCAAGACAACAUUUUUUUCGGAAAAAGGUCAACAGUUCGUGAUUUAGAUUGGCGUGUCUACAUUAAUUAUAGAUUUUCAGACUUUGCACGUUUUAUGUGCUUAAAUAAGGUAAACCAUGUAUUCGUAACGGAGCGUACCUUAGAUUAAAGAAAUAGUUCAAACUACAAAGUUCUGGAAUUUUAUCAAAAAAUGAACUUGUAUACGUCCGAAAAUAAUUUUAAGAUCCUUUGCUUUUCCUUAAAAGUAGGUAGUGUAUCUGCUACAAAUUAAAGAGCUUUUAUAUAUAUUUUCCUUUUUUCGUUAAAGGUCCAUUAUGUCACAGAAAUGCUUUACAUUUUUGUUUCUUAUUUUUUUAAUUUUAUUGAUGUUCUAAAAUAGUUUCCGAAAAAAACAAACAAAACAACAACAUUAAUUGGAAAAUUACCAGGGCCAUCUUUAGCUUCUGUUGAUAUUAUGUAAUAAUAAAUACAGUUAUAAUGAUUUAGUAUUUUAUAAGGAAGUCAAAAUACUACUGUGUUAACAUUUUUCAAAUUUUAUGACAAAUAAUGUCACACUCAGCGCUAUUUUCUUCAGGUAAUAAGCCUCUAAUAAGUACUAAACCAUUAUCUAAACAUGUUGAAACUUUUGUUUGCCCUUUAUUAAGAAGAAAAUGUUCAUUUGUUUCUGAAGCAUAAUGUGCCUUUUAUUUUCGAUAGGAAAAUGUAUUUUGCUGUUAAACAUAUUGACUGUUAAUACUUGCUCAUAUUUAUAAGUCUAUUUAUUGAUGUUUUUAUUCAUAAAUAUGAAAGUUUAUAGUUGCGAUGCUUUUCUUUUCAAUAUCUGUUAUUUUUACAAUUUCUCAACUUGUUGUAUACAUAUCAAGAAAAUGUGAUAGGCCUUGCAUUUUAGAAUAAAUAUAUUUUUCUGACUCUAUGAAAAUAUGUUUUUUAUUUAUUUCAAUUAAAAGUUUGAUAAACCUUCACAAAAUU